CAGUGCAUUUUGAUUGGCUGAAUACCUCAAGCGUUGUGUAAAUGUUACACCCCUUAACAUAUUGUGAUCGAGUCCAGCCGGAGCGACGAUACACUGACAUAAAACCCAUUAUAAAUGUGAUAUAAACAUGAUUUCCAGUUGUGUCCUCUUUUGAAAGGCCAAACAAAGUAGUUUUACUUUAUUAACGAAACAGCGAGCAGAGCAGAGUGAGCAGAGGCCGGAGGCCGGCUUGAGUGAGCAGAGGUGAGCCGGAUUCUAUGAAGGAUCUUACGACAGCCACAUGUGAGGACCCCGGGCUGGACUCGGCUUCAUCUACAGUGAAAGGCAAUCUGGCGAUCCACAGUGCAAAGUUGUUGUAUUUUCUAAGCGACCAGCACAGAUCAGCUCCAGGCAUGACGAAGCGGAUAUCGUCCUCUUUUGGAAGGCCAAACAAAGUAGAUUCACUUUCACAGUGAAACACACAACGUCUAUACAACAUAGCGUUAGCGACGGCAACAACAAUACUACAACGAGAAUAAAAGCAUUUUAAUGUGUCCCUGCUGAAUAAACUAAUUGACACCACAUUUGUGAUUGGGGUCAGGAGAGUGCUGGGAUUGUCAUGAGUACUGGAACAAACCCACCAACAUACACCACCCUAAAGGGCAUGGGUUUAGUGAAUACAGCUUUUAAAGCAGAGGAUUUGCUGAAACUGCGCAAUGGUAACCUAGGCAUCGGACACACACGUUACUCCACCACGGGCAUCUCAGAGCUGCAGAACUGCCAGCCUUUUGUGGUAGACACUCUGCAUGGCAAGAUUGCAGUAGCACACAAUGGGGAACUGGUCAAUGCCUCCGCACUGCGCAAGAAGGUUAUGCGCCAUGGCGUUGGCCUCUCCACCAGCUCAGACAGUGAAAUUAUUACCCAGCUCCUAGCUUUGACUCCACCCAUGGAGGAGCUAGACACUCCUGAUUGGUUGGCUCGUAUAAAGAACCUGAUGACUGAGACGCCUACUUCGUACUCACUGCUAGUGAUGUAUAAAGAUGUGAUCUAUGCAGUGAGAGACCCCUAUGGAAACAGGCCUCUUUCUAUUGGACGUCUAGUGCCCAUCUCCAGACUGCACAGCUCAGGUGCUGAAGAAACAGACACUGAAGGCUGGGUGGUCUCUUCUGAGUCCUGCAGCUUCCAGUCCAUUGGAGCAAAGUAUUAUCGUGAAGUACAGCCUGGAGAGAUCAUCCAGAUCUCUAAAAAUGGAGUGAAGAGCCUGAGUGUUGUCCCACGGCCAGAUGGAGACCCUCCUGCCUUCUGCAUAUUUGAGUAUGUUUACUUCGCCAGGCCAGACUCCAUAUUUGAAGGUCAGAUGGUGUAUACAGUGAGGCAGCGCUGUGGACAGCAGUUGGCCAUUGAGGCUCCCACUGAUGCUGAUGUAGUGAGCACUGUUCCAGAAUCAGCCACACCUGCAGCAUUAGGAUACGCACAACAAUCUGGGCUUCCAUAUGUAGAGGUGCUGUGUAAGAACCGCUACGUGGGCAGAACAUUCAUUCAACCAAACACUCGCCUACGUCAGCUUGGAGUUGCCAAGAAGUUUGGGGCGUUAACAGAUAACUUUGCUGGCAAACGAGUGGUGCUUAUUGAUGAUUCGAUUGUGAGGGGCAACACCAUCUCCCCUAUUAUUAAACUGCUGAAGGAAGCAGGUGCCACAGAGGUCCACAUUCGAGUUGCAUCACCUCCAAUCAGGUUCCCUUGCUACAUGGGCAUUAACAUUCCUACCAAAGAGGAGCUAAUUGCUAACAAACCAGAGUUUGAGGAUAUAGCAGGUUAUAUUGGUGCUACAAGUGUCCGUUAUUUGUCAGUUGAAGGCCUGGUAUCUGCCGUUCAGAGUGGGAUAGAGUCACAUGGGAAAGAUGCGAGGAUCAGCACCAAGACUACUAGAUUUGGUCAUUGCACAGCCUGCCUCACAGGAAAAUACCCAGUGGAGCUGGAGUGGUGAAUUUCGUCCCUCCGAACUGCUAUUCACAUAAAUGUCUAUUCAUUUCUGUAUAGAAUAGUUUUUUGUUUGUCUUUUGAAAAUCUUUUGUUAAUAUUACGAAAACCAGAAAGCUGUUGUGCUGCUUUAACAAUUGUAAAUGUCAUUAAAGCCAGGCCAAAUACUGUGUGAAUUAAAAUAAAACAUGCUAUUUUUCCUAUUCUCAAACA
Carassius auratus (goldfish) is the source of this 2172-nucleotide messenger RNA. RefSeq names its product amidophosphoribosyltransferase-like. Gene Ontology annotation, molecular function: amidophosphoribosyltransferase activity. The record is from RefSeq and is a predicted model, not a curated record. The transcript has 12 exons. NCBI's taxonomy places the organism in Eukaryota, Metazoa, Chordata, Actinopteri, Cypriniformes, Cyprinidae. Gene Ontology annotation, biological process: purine nucleobase biosynthetic process. The coding region runs from base 599 to 1966 and encodes 455 amino acids.